CGGAUCCGGACUCUAUAUCCGGUUGAAAGGGCGCGCCGGCUUCCGCCUCGUUUGCUGUCUUAAGGGAACCGCGGAGACGUCGGGAAGAACGCGGCUCGGAGUCAGUGCGGGCCGCCCGUCUUCGUGCAAGGGGGGGAGGGCGGUCUCGGGUUAUCAAGAAUUGGGGAAGGUUAAGUAGGUGAAAGGAUGAAGCUCUACAGUUUAAGUGUCCUUUACAAAGGAGACCCCAAAGUGCAUUUACUGAAAGCUGCAUAUGAUGUGUCAUCAUUUAGCUUUUUCCAGAGAUCCAGUGUUCAAGAAUUCAUGACCUUCACUAGCCAGCUGAUAGUUGAGCGUUCAGAGCCUGGCAGCAGAGCCUCUGUAAAGGAACAAGAAUACCUUUGCCAUGUUUACGUGCGGAAUGAUGGACUGGCAGGAGUGGUGAUUGCCGACAAUGAGUAUCCAUCUCGAGUGUGUUUUACUUUGUUGGAUAAGGUGCUGGAUGAAUUCUCCAGGCAGAUUAAUAGGAUAGACUGGCCUUCUGGAACCCCAGCAACAAUAAACUACACAGCAUUGGAUGGAUACCUUAGUAAAUAUCAGAAUCCUCGUGAAGCAGAUGCAAUGACCAAGGUGCAAGCAGAACUGGAUGAGACUAAAGUCAUUCUGCACAAUACAAUGGAGUCCCUGUUAGAACGAGGAGAAAAACUGGAUGACUUAGUCUCCAAGUCAGAGGUUCUUGGAACUCAGUCGAAAGCCUUCUACAAAACUGCCCGGAAACAGAACUCGUGCUGUGAAAUCAUGUGACACGCGUUGCUUCAACCCACUACAUGCUGUGGACUGUCGGGCUUUCAUUCAUAUUCGGGACUCUGGAAUGAAACAGUAAGAAGAUACAACCCCAAACUAUCUACAGUGGCAGUCCAUGCUUCCAGAGGUAACCAGUGCAACCAAACAGGGUAUAUGGAAUGGAAAAUGAGGUUGGGGUUCAUGAAGUUAUAGCAAUCUUUUCUUCCUGUUCUUGGACAGAAGGCAUCUUGGACAUUAAGCUGCUUGUAUUAUAUGGGGAUGAAGAUGGGUACUGACUUUCCCACUGGUAUGAAAGGGCCUCUUAUUUUAGCAGUGUGGGUGAUUGCUGCUUUGUUCAACUUCGUGGGGCUCCUGGACUCUCUCUGAAAUUUUCAAGCAGAAAGAUCUGCGUCUUAUGCCCUCUAUUGCUGUUUGCAUAUGUAACACUAACAAAGCAGUAUGACCUUCUGGAGGUUGAGCCAGUACCAGGAUCUGUUUUGCCAGUAUCAGUGCUGUAUCUGGUGAUGGCAAGUUCCCUUGUGUGCUAAAAUACAGUAGGUCCCCUGUAUUUGCUGUUCCAGCUACUGCGGUUUCAUUCUUCUGUUGUCCCCCACCCCACCCCAUCUGCCUCUUUGGGCCAGGGAAUGGCACCUCCUCCUGGCGGCUGUUUCAAGGGAUGGAAAUGAGUCAGAGUAUUUCCUCAAACAGGACAGGUUGCUGGUGGCUCAGAUGCUUCUUAGCACCUCCCUCCUGCCUUCUGCCCACUUGUCUCAGCAUAAACCACCAGCAAGCACCAGUUGCUCCUGCUCAAACCCGGAUAUGUCAAAGUGGGAAUGUGAUGUGUCAACUAUGGCAGGUCAGAAGAGAGAGGAACAGCAACACCUGCGGACUGAAUGGCUUCCUUGUGGCCCACCUCCCUUUGCUUUUGAGUUCCCUCCUGUCCAUGGUGGAGGGGGCUUGGAACCCAUCCCCUCUGGAUACAGGGGUCCUUUUGUAGUCCCCCAUGCUAGCUGUAGGGAUGAGGCAGAAGCAUCAGUCUCCAUCUUUUUCUGAGUCUCCAGGGUACCAUAUGUGGAUUGAAAUACUGAUGGAAAAACCAAGGAUGGUGUGAGAACUGGAUCUGCUUCAGAAUUUAGCAGAAGAACUCCAUAGGAAUGGGGUGAAAAUGGCUUGACAUCUAAUUUCUCUAUAGGUACAGGGGAAUGUGUCGUAUCUUGAAGCUAGUUUUGCCAAUGAGAUAAGCAGCUUUUAUCAGCUAAUUUUCGCACCCUUCAGUACUGCCACUUGCCAGGCACAUUUAAAAGGGCAUGGUGUGUCACCACGUGUUGGAUAUCUCUUACAUCUAAGAUGGUUUGGGGACUAGAUCAGUUUUCUACUAAGUGGUUUUUAUUGCUUUUGUCAUGAUGUGGAAGACAUGUUUUGCACUCUGGCCACUCCCCUUCACUGGCAACAUAAUGUUAAUGGUUACUGUUUGGUGGUGUAUCUCCCAUUGUGUUGACCAGCAGCCAUGAGUGUUACAUUAUGCUGUUGCCCAGAAGCAUCACCUACUGCUUUGUACCAGGAACUGUACCAGAGUCUUGUGUAGUGUGACUUGUCCUGUAUUGGGCAUACGUCUGUUAGUGUUGUCUUGUGAUGUUGUUGGCUGGGUGUACAUUGACACACCACCUACCCCCAGAGUUUGCCCUUGCUGGCUGUUUUUGUGUAAAUCCCAAAAAUGUUAAUGCUUUGGUCUUGCUGUCAAGGAUGCCAGAAAUCUAAGGCCUGUUCUUUUUGGGAAGUAGGCUUUGCUGUUCCACAGCUAGCAUUUCCCCCUCAGAGUUCCUUUUCCAAGCCACAGUGGCAAUAGAUGUGAAUGCACAGAGGUGACAGAACCCAUUGCUAAAAGUCAGUCUUUAUCUGACUGGGAUCCCUAAGAGAAACAGUUCAGAAAGGAGUUGUGGUUCCACAACAUCUGAGGGGCUGCAGCUUCCCUCUCCUAUUCCAGAUAGUCCAUUGAAGUGACACCAUUUGCAGAGCAUCUUCCAUGAGGGCUGUGUUAUUGUGUAGAAGAGGACAAAUGUCAGGAUACCCAAAGCAGAGCUGAGCAGGAGUGCAGUUCCUGACUUGCAUUCCUUUCAGUUCUUUUUUGGUUCUCUGGUUGCCUACCAGAAGUUGUUUUCAUAAACUCCUGAGCAAGGAUCACUACCAAACUGCAAACCACGUGCAGUUUAUAAACAUACGCUCGGCCAAGGGUUGAAGGAGUGAAAUGGGGCAAGUGAGAACCUCAGAGUUUUAAAGAGUUUCUGUUCUCUUCAAUGACCUAUGCAGUGGUGAGUGUAGUGGUUGACUUUAGUCCGUUCCACUGCACUUAGCUCUGUGCCUUGCCUGGGAAGAAAUUGGGUCAAAGAGCACAUCUUGGCCAACUGCAGACUUGAAUCAACAAUGUGCAGAAGGCUGUAUUGGCAAAAUCAAUGCAGCAACCUUCUUAGUGCCAGGAAUCACCAGCCUUAAUUUUUCUUUCCUUCUGCCCAUUUUCUGUACCCAAAGGCAGUUGUAUGUUUUGUAAAGUCCAUCUUCGUUGUGGUUAGUUAUCUUCCUUUAUGGGCUGUUGCUUUGAUCCAGAUGAGCUCUCUUAACAGAAGAGGAUGGAUAGAGAACUGCAGUGAGUUCUUUUACUACCUUCUGCAGUGGACAGUUCUUCCAGCUGGUCAGUCUUUCAUUGAAAAUGGACUUCAGAGAUGCGCCCAGAGAGGUAUAGAGAAAAUUAAUUAUAUAGAUGUGUCUCCCCACCCUGGCUCAUGUGUCCUCAUCUGGUCUUACUUUUCUUUAUAGUGUGGAAACUUUUACUGAAGAUUGUAUUUUAAUGUUACUUAACUUUCCUAUGUAUUGGAUUAUACCUAUGUGUAUAAAGUUAUCACUUGAAUAUUAAAAUGGCUGUGUCUCAUCUUA
This is a messenger RNA of Pogona vitticeps (central bearded dragon), 3690 nucleotides long. RefSeq names its product YKT6 vesicular SNARE protein (gene YKT6). Gene Ontology annotation, molecular function: SNAP receptor activity. NCBI's taxonomy places the organism in Eukaryota, Metazoa, Chordata, Lepidosauria, Squamata, Agamidae. The record is from RefSeq and is a predicted model, not a curated record. Gene Ontology annotation, biological process: endoplasmic reticulum to Golgi vesicle-mediated transport. Gene Ontology annotation, cellular component: Golgi apparatus.